Rhinocladiella mackenziei CBS 650.93 is the source of this 834-nucleotide messenger RNA. RefSeq lists its product as uncharacterized. The record is from RefSeq and is a predicted model, not a curated record. NCBI's taxonomy places the organism in Eukaryota, Fungi, Ascomycota, Eurotiomycetes, Chaetothyriales, Herpotrichiellaceae. Bases 1 to 834 code for a protein of 277 amino acids. The transcript has 3 exons.
AUGUUAAACUACGAUCUGACUCCUGCACGUUGUGUGCUUCCAUUAUACUUCAAUUUUCUUAUGAUCGAUCACGAUAUUGGCCAAUGGAAUAAUCUCUCCAGAGGUUCAGAAGCUCUCGUCCAAGAACGAGGCCCCAUAGGAUUCUCGUCUGACUUUGAUAGAGCGAUGCUUGAGUCGCAACGAGCUUUCUUUAUGAUUCAGGAUCUGUCUGCCGGGCGGGAUUGUUUCCUUGCCGAGCCUCAAUGGCGAGCACUCUUCAAAGCUGGCAAGAGAUCAUCCGAUAACUCAGUCCCAUGCAUCUCUCUCCGAAACCAACUAUGCGACUUCCUCGUGGACUUACCCGGCCUUACAUCAAAUAUUACCGCAUUUGUGGCCCGAGUUUCCGCUGCCCCAGAGCAAGACUACCGGGCUCAUGCCCUAAGCCUCCUAUCCAGGGUUAUGUCUUUCAAACACGAUUUUGAACUCUGGUAUCAAGUGAACAUUGACGUGCUGCACCAAAGCGACAGCCCUUUCUGGUCUCACCCCAAGCCGCGCGAUUAUCCAGAAAGGAUUGCGUCUGGGCUAACAGCGCAUCCUCACUAUCAAGGUGUCCUUUCGGCCGUCCUGUAUUGCAUCAGCAAUUCAAUCCUGAUUCAGUUGGACAAGCUCAUCAUAUCUGUACAGCAGGCAUGCAAGUCUGGCGAUGGCCCUUACUUAUUCAAGGUGAAUAAGGAAACAUAUGUUCAGCAGCAGCGGAGAGCUCGAAGGGCUUUCAACUUUGUGAAAGGCAGAUCGAAUGUUGCCUCGAAGCCUCUGGCGCAUGGGUUACGUCAAUUUUGGUCGCAAGAUGAAUGA